Molecule: messenger RNA, 1935 nt
Organism: Ceratina calcarata
Lineage: Eukaryota; Metazoa; Arthropoda; Insecta; Hymenoptera; Apidae
Gene: snRNP-U1-70K
Product: small ribonucleoprotein particle U1 subunit 70K
Biological process (GO): mRNA splicing, via spliceosome
Cellular component (GO): U2-type prespliceosome; precatalytic spliceosome; U1 snRNP
Molecular function (GO): mRNA binding; U1 snRNA binding
Source: RefSeq, a predicted model, not a curated record
ACGUCGCCGCCAUUUUGUGGUAUGCGAGACACGACGAUGGUGUUUCUUUCAGUGUUUUUCGGGAACUGAGAAUUAGUUUCAUGUUAUUUUCGUGCCCGAGAAAAUGACGCAGUUUCUACCGCCGAACUUGUUAGCCCUUUUCGCACCGCGGGACCCAAUACCAUAUUUACCCCCCGUUAGCAAGCUCCCGCACGAGAAGAAGAAUGGAGGCUAUAUUGGAGUCGGAACUUUUCUUAAAUACUUCGAGGACCCUAAAGACACACCACCACCGGUACGUGUGGAAACAAGAGAAGAACGUCUUGAACGUAGAAGAAGAGAACGUGCAGAACAAGUUGCAUAUAAAUUAGAACAGGAAAUCGCAGUAUGGGAUCCUGCUGGUAUACCGAAUGUAACUGCGGAUCCUUUCAAAACUCUUUUUGUAGCACGAAUUAAUUAUGAUACAUCUGAAUCCAAACUUAGAAGGGAAUUCGAAGUAUAUGGACCAGUAAAAAAGAUAGUAGUAAUUCACAAUACAAUAAAUGGGAAACCUAGGGGAUAUGCUUUCAUUGAGUAUGAGCACGAAAGAGACAUGCACUCGUGGUGGCCGCUGCCGGCAACUAGUGCCGUUCACUAUUCCAUGCAAUCCCUGAACCUGCCUGAUAUGAUAGCUGCUUAUAAGCAUGCGGAUGGUAAGAAAAUAGAUGGUCGCAGAGUGUUGGUCGACGUGGAACGUGCUAGGACCGUGAAAGGAUGGCUUCCGCGAAGGCUCGGUGGCGGACUGGGAGGUACGCGAAGAGGAGGGCCCGAUGUGAACAUUAAGCAUUCUGGUCGGGAAGAUAAUGAGAGAGAACGAGAACGGUAUCGUUUGGAACGGGAGAGGGAGAAUUCUGGACGCCUUGAUAGAGACCGAGAUCGCGAUCGAUUGGAUAGAGAGCGUAGAAGGUCGCGUGAUCGUAAAAGAAGAACUAGAAGCAGAUCGCGCGAUCGAAAACGUAGACGCAGUCGCGAUCGUUUGCCUGAUCCGGACAUUGAAGAGAUACAAAGGGAUGAACGACCCCGCGAUAGGAGGGAUCGUGAUCGUGAUCGCGAUCGUGACCGGGAUCGUAAGAGGAGACGUUCCAGGAGUAACGAUCGCGAUCGUGACCGUGAUCGCAAGAGGGACAAGCGCGAUCGCGAUCGCGAACGAAGAGACAGAAAAGAUCGGGGUGAUCGCCAAGACGAGGAUACAAAAGAAAUACGAAUUAAAGAAGAGCCUUUGGACGAUUACCCCGAUUACAGUAACACUUUUUCAACAUCUGGAUCAUACUUCACUGCCGUCAAAUAUGAAGACGAUAAUGACCAAGAGGUGGAAGAGAAGUACAGGAUUCCAGAAGGUCGUCCAGAUCCCCCUCCCUACAAUAAUUACGACUCCGUGCAGGACUACUGAUCUCAAUAAUAUUUCUCGCCUUAUAAUACAUUUUUUCGUUACCACAUACGGUGAAUUAACGCACUUGUCAAUAAUGUAUUGUAUUUCCCAUUGUUGUUAGUGUAAUACCGAACCGACCGUAUUGAGUAUCUAGUUACUCUACAGCGACCGGAUACUCAGUAAGGAUAUUGCAAGGUAAGCUGAUCUGGACUACUGGUUUGUACGCAGUUAUUUCUAUCGGGUUCAUUAGAAAUUUUAUAUAUUUACGGUUAAACGGUGCGAAAGUAAUACUUCCGGUAAAUAAAUUUAGACGCAUUGAAUAUAUUAGCAGAAAUGCAAUCGCGAAUUAUAAUCAUUGUAGCAGUCCGUAUGGAAGCCUCGCAAUAUGGAAAUUGAGAUCCUUGAUCAUUCAAAUUCUAUUGCGACUACUAUAAUUUCAAUAUUCUCUAAUAUGUGUACAUAAGUGAUUAUAUAAGACAUGCUACAUAAAUUUAGUUCAUUCAUGACUGCAACAUGUAUAUUUAUAUAUACAAAUAAAUUACUACACUUAA